CUCGCCCACCAAGCAAAAUAAUCCACUUCUACAAGUACUCAUCAUCUAUGGCAAAACUCGCCAUCCUUUUAGCAAGCUUCAUAGCUCUACUCUUCUUGGUAGAUGCCUCCAUCUACCGAACAACUGUCAUAGUGGACGCUGAGGACGCAAACAAUAUUCUAAGACAGGAUAUUCAUCAGCAACAAAGAGGUUCAUGUAGUGCAGAGAUUGAAAAGCAGCAGAAUCUGUGGCGCUGUCAGCAAUAUAUCAAGAAAGAAGUUACCGGAUGGGGACCGAGAAUGGACUACUAUCCUUUAUGCUGUGACCAUCUCGAGCAGAUGACAUCACAGUGCAGAUGCGAGGGUCUGAGACAGGCUAUUCAGAAGCAACAGAGCGAGGGACAGAUUGAGGGGGAAGAUGUUCGCGAGGCAUUCAGGAUAGCUCAAGAUUUGCCAUCAAGGUGCGGUGUGUCACCGAGCCCAUGCCAGUUUGAGCCUGGUUUGGGAUUUUAAAAUAAACUAUGUGUGGUAAUAUUACACACGAUGCAUGUACAUAUAGCUAGCUAAUAAAGAGCCUGAUCACCUCUAUCGUGGCAAUUUGUAGCUGGAGAUUAGGUGAUUGAGACGACCACGACUAAUCGAGUGUGGCAUUACUCAUAAACAAAUAUAUGAUGUGUGUACGCAAGUUCUAAGGCUUUCUAAGUUGUUGCUUUACUUAAUAUGUAAGUUUUAAGGUUUAUUAGUCAACUAGUAAUUUUAUCAAAA
This is a messenger RNA of Ricinus communis (castor bean), 743 nucleotides long. Its product is annotated as 2S seed storage albumin protein-like. Lineage: Eukaryota; Viridiplantae; Streptophyta; Magnoliopsida; Malpighiales; Euphorbiaceae. Gene Ontology annotation, molecular function: nutrient reservoir activity. The coding region runs from base 48 to 491 and encodes 147 amino acids. The transcript has a single exon. The record is from RefSeq and is a predicted model, not a curated record.